Molecule: messenger RNA, 810 nt
Organism: Suncus etruscus (white-toothed pygmy shrew)
Lineage: Eukaryota; Metazoa; Chordata; Mammalia; Eulipotyphla; Soricidae
Gene: TREM2
Product: triggering receptor expressed on myeloid cells 2
Exons: 5
Coding region: 1-756 (251 amino acids)
Cellular component (GO): cell surface
Molecular function (GO): signaling receptor activity
Source: RefSeq, a predicted model, not a curated record
AUGAUUCAUAGAUGUUCUCAAAGGCAGGCUGCCAGCUUCCAAAUAAUAUCCUACACUGUCUCUUCUACUCACCGAAUAGUUCAAGAUGGUGGUCAAGGAAAAUACAAAAAGGACCUGUCCAGAGCCCACAACACCACAGUACUCCAGGGCACAGAAGGCCAAUCCCUGAAGGUCUUGUGCCCUUACAACUCCUCGAAGCACUGGAAGCGGCGCAAAGCCUGGUGUCGCCAACUGGAUGAAGAGAGCUCCUGCCAACAGGUGGUUAAGACCCAUCAUUUAUGGAUGCUCUCCUUUCUGAAGAGGAGGAAUGGGAGCACAGCCAUCGUGGAUGAUGCCCUACGUGGCACACUCACCGUCACUCUGAGCAAUCUCCAUUCCCAGGAUGCUGGUCUCUAUCAGUGCCAGAGUCUCCGUGGCAAUAAGGUUGAUAUUCUCAGAACAGUUCUGGUGGAGGUGCUGGCCAACCCUCUUGAUCAACAAGACUCUGGAGAUAUCUGGAUUGAUGAGGAGCCCAAGACUUUUGAAGGUGCCCAGGUGGAAUACUACAGGAGCCUCUCUGAGGUGGUCUCCUCCCAGCCCUCAGCCAUGCUCCUCCUCCUGGCCUGCAUAUUUCUAAGCAAGUUUCUCAUUUCUGGAGCACUCUGGGCUGCAGUCUGGUGUGUACAGAGACCGAAGACAGCCACAUUUGACAGCCCUGACUCUGGUCAUGACCCGGAAUUUCAACUACAAGCUCUGACAGAACAGGAAGACACAUGAGAGAAGAGGACCCUGCAUUAUUGGAGAUAUUGGGAGACAUCUUCAGUUUCUACA